Camelina sativa (false flax) is the source of this 1507-nucleotide messenger RNA. RefSeq names its product F-box/kelch-repeat protein At1g24800. NCBI's taxonomy places the organism in Eukaryota, Viridiplantae, Streptophyta, Magnoliopsida, Brassicales, Brassicaceae. Gene Ontology annotation, molecular function: protein binding. The record is from RefSeq and is a predicted model, not a curated record.
CGAAAGAAAGCCCUAGCAAGUUGCUGCGUCUGUCUAAAGUUGGAAGGAAGAAUGAGUAAGAAGAUAUGCGAUCUUCCACCGGAAGUGGUAGGGGACAAGAUACUCGCCAAGGUUCCUAUAACAUCUUUGGCAGCAGUGCGAUCCACUAGCAAAUUAUGGGACGCUUUGUCCAAAGAUUGGAUUGUGGGUAAAGCAGUAGCAGCAGCAGCAUCAAAGCAGCAGUUUUUGGGGUUCAUGACGAUGGAUUCCAAGGUUUGUUCAGUCAGAUUCCAUCUCCGCCGCAAGGAAGAAGAAGACGCGGUUGAUCUAUCUAUAAAGCAGGUAGCUUUACUUGAUCAAGUCGAGGUAUCUACAGUUUUUCACUGCGGCGGCUUAUUGUUAUGCGUCCUCAAGGACAACUCGAGGCUCUUGGUGUGGAAUCCUUAUUUGGGGCAAACAAGAUGGAUAGGACCCAAUACAAGUUUCCACAGACUGGACAGGUAUGCUCUGGGAUACGACAGCAACCGUAACCACCACAAAAUCUUGAGGUUUGUGGAUAAUUGCAUCCAUUCAAUACACUAUUUCGGGUUCGAGAUCUAUGACUUUGGGUCUAACUCAUGGAGGGUUCUAGACGUCAGACCCGACUGGGAGGUAGAAUUCUAUCAGCGUGGCGUGUCUUUGAAGGGAAAUGCUUAUUUUUUCGCUCAUGAGAAGAUAGGGCUUGACUUUUUUGAUCCCGUACCAAUAGAAUGCAGCGGUGAAAUGGACGAGGAAGAAGUUGAAGAUUUCUUACUCUGUUUUGAUUUUACAACAGAGAGAUUUGGACCGCGUCUGCCUAUUCCGUUUCACUCUUAUAUUGAAGAUACUGUGACCCUCUCAUGUGUUAGAGAAGAACAGCUCGCCCUGCUAUUUCAGCGGGGUGGAGACUCAAUUGAAACAUUGGAGAUUUGGCUUACCACUAAGAUUGAUCCUAGUGCUGUGUCUUGGAGCAAGUUUUUUAAUGUGGAUAUGAGACCACUACUCACUGGUUUUGAUGCUGUUCGGUUUGACCACAGUUUUGGGAGCUUCUUCAUUGACGAGGAAGAGAAACUCGCCGUGGUUUUCGAAGUAGACGGAUUUCGACACACCGAGACUCCCUGGUACCACACUGCUUUUAUCAUCGGAGACGACGGUUUCUUUAAAUCUGUGAGUCUCGGAGAAGCUCCCAAUGUCUAUGCCGGCGAACCUGGCCUUUUCGGAUAUAUUCCGCAGAUAUUUCUUCCCCCCCUUGUGUGCUCCUCUUCUUAUCUCCCAAGCUUAGUGCAAAUCAACCACCAACCGCGCAAAAGGAAAGUAAUAGAUGAGGAAAUCUAAUUGCUAGUCAAUCAUCAUCUUCACUACGCUUCUAGUUUGUUCACUUUGCUAUUGAUUUCGACUUUUCAUGUUCUGUUUUUAAAAAAAAAUUGAUAAACAACUGUCUCUUUAAAAAAAAAAAAAAAUUUGAUAAUGUCACUUCCAAUUGCGAAAUAAACAACUGAGAAUUGCACCA